This is a messenger RNA of Brugia malayi, 1557 nucleotides long. RefSeq lists its product as uncharacterized. The record is from RefSeq and is a predicted model, not a curated record. The transcript has 11 exons. Bases 1 to 1557 code for a protein of 518 amino acids. NCBI's taxonomy places the organism in Eukaryota, Metazoa, Nematoda, Chromadorea, Rhabditida, Onchocercidae.
AUGGAGUAUCUGCUGGAUUCCCGUGUGUUUAAUUAUCUCCCAUUUACGAUAUGCCCAAAUACGAGGAAGAAUAUCAUAUCAAUAGUGAUGAAAAUCGUUACAGCGGCGGAUUGGUUAUGUAAAACUCGGGAACUACAGCCAUUGAUAGAAAAUCACCCAACGUUGGUUGUAUCAGAAUUCGUCUAUACAGUGCUUUGGUUAUUGUCAUUCUUCUGUGCUCUACGUUAUGGUUCACGUUAUGUGUACACAUGGGUUGGUGUUUAUUUAUUGGCCGUCUUUACUGAAAGUAUAAAGUUUGCCGAUGAAAGUAUGAACGUUAUGUUCUACAGUCAAACAAUGUUAACAGUUAUGGGGAUGCGCACUCCGCUUUAUUUAUUAUGUGGUAUCUACCACACAUUGUUUUACACUUCAUAUAUUAUAGUGAAAAGAAUUCGUUUGAAGUGGUGGGGUGAAGCUGCAGCAAACGGUAUUCUGGUAUUCUUGUUGUCGUUGCCCUUACAAAUGAUGGGUACAAAGUUGCUUUGGUGGCAGUGGUAUAAUGGUGACCCACGUCUCAUAAACACGUUUUAUUCUGUCCCACUAGUUGUGUUGGCAUGGUAUGCAAUACUAGGGACAUCAUUCAAUGCCAGUUUAUACUUGUUUCGGAAAGGACUUCUUCGGAAAGAAUAUGACUGGAAAAGAUUUGCUACUGAAUUCUUUUGUGUAUUUGGUGCAGCUUUGUUUGCUAUUUGCCUUGCUACAUUGCAGUACAUAAUUUUCUUCCACAUUCUGCAUGAUAUUUUUCAGAUCCAUUCCAUCUUUCCACUGGCACUUCUGCUUGUUAUUUAUGCAAUUACAGUAUUGAAAGCACUGCUUAAUUCUAAAAGGGAUUAUGACUUGCUUGAUAUAGGAAAAGAUCAGUUGAUCGAAAUUCCAUUGGGUGAAAGAUGUAUUCGUGCACUUGCUGAACUCUCAAUUGUGGCAAUUCAUUUCUUGCUUCAUAUGUUAUUGGCAGUAUUUAGUUCCCCUGAGAACAUCAUUUCAGAAGGUAUACAUCAGGCGGUCGGUUCGUGUGGUGAAAUGGAGCAAAUUUUUUCACCUUUUGGUUUGCCUUUAUACCGCAGAAAAUAUUUUUGUAUAGAAGAACAAAAACAGAAGCUAUUCGAUCUUCAUUGUAUUCCCGGCGGACAGUUGUCGGAAAUAGUAAGCGGUGAACCAUUAGAGUACUAUGCAAUUUGUGGCACGAAUUUCGAGAAUCGAGCAGGAUAUAUUACUUUCAUAUGGGUAUAUUGUGUCAUGGUCCUUUUCAUAAUCUUUUAUGUCACACUUCUUUGUGUAGUUGAGAUCAAUAAACCAAAAGCAUGUUCUUGCACCAAAACUAUGCAACACAGCGAUGAUAGGUACGGAUUCAAAUCAUUGAAAAACUUCAGCUUAUAUGAAAAAAAGUUGAAUGAUAGAUUUUCGCAGCGAGCAUUGGAUGACACUGAACUUCGGCAUCGGUUAACUCCUGUCAGUAAAAAAUCACGUCUGCCCAUGCCUAAUCGUUUAGUGGACUAUCCUUCAAAAUCGUCAGCAUGA